Messenger RNA from Catharus ustulatus (Swainson's thrush), 9233 nucleotides. RefSeq names its product progesterone immunomodulatory binding factor 1 (gene PIBF1). Bases 309 to 2591 code for a protein of 760 amino acids. Lineage: Eukaryota; Metazoa; Chordata; Aves; Passeriformes; Turdidae. Gene Ontology annotation, biological process: cilium assembly. Gene Ontology annotation, cellular component: centriolar satellite. The record is from RefSeq and is a predicted model, not a curated record. The transcript is spliced from 18 exons.
UGUGUGGGACAGACCCCGGGGCUGACCCCGGGACUGACCCGGCCAGGCCAGAGCCGCUGCCCCCCAACCCCCGGUGCUGCCGAUUUACCGGGCAUCCUGCGGGACAAACAGUAUUCCCUUUUCCCGCGCUGCCUCCGGCUGCUGUGGGGAAGGAAGGCGGUGGCCCCGGAGGGCAGCCCGGCUCCGAGCGUGGCGUCCGCUCUCCCUGCUGGAGAGCCUCUCCUGGCUCUGAGCAGCGCCGUCUUUGAUUCUUCGGGGGGCUCAUCUCAAAGUGUAACUUAGAAAAGCUUUACGACCAGUGGAAGAAAAUGUCACAUAAAAGCUCUAAGGUAAUCAAGAAAGUAAACGUUUCUAGCUCCUUGGAAUCUGAGGAUAUCAGCUUGGAAACCACAGUACCAACCGAUGAUGUUUCUUCCUCUGAAGAGAGAGAAGGUUCUGUAAAAAUCACUAAGCAGCUGAUUGAACGGAAGGAGUUACUCCAUAAUCUUCAACUGCUUAAAAUAGAAUUAUCGCAAAAAAACUUAAUGAUUGACAACUUGAAAGUUGAAUAUUUGACCAAGAUUGAGGAGCUAGAGGAGAAGCUUAAUGAUGCGACCCAUCAAAAGCAGCUGUUGUCUUUACGACUGGAUAGUCAGUUGGCAUUACAGCAAGAAGAUGCCAGGAAACAUCAGGCUCUAAUGAAGCAAGAAAUGGAAACUAUUUUAUUGAGGCAGAAGCAACUGGAGGAAACAAAUCAUCAGUUGAGAGAGAGGGCUGGAGAUAUCCGUCGUAGCUUGCGAGACUUGGAAUUAACAGAUGAAUGCUAUGAGAAACUAAAGUCUCUUCCUGAAGAUCAGCUUUCUAUCCCUGAAUACGUUUCAGUCCGAUUCUAUGAAGUAGUCCAUUCCUUAAGAAGAGAGCUAAGUGAUCUACAGAUGAAAAAGGAGAGUCUAACAGAAGAACUAAAUGGGUACAGAUCACAACUGAAGUGUCUGGCAGAGAGCUAUGAAGAUGAGAGGAAGAGUCGGUCAGAGCUUGAGGUCAGAUGCCAGCGUUUAACACUGGAACUUGCUGAUACCAAGCAGUUGAUUCAGCAAGGUGAUUACCGACAACAGAACUAUGAUAAAGUAAAAUGUGAACGUGAUGUAUUUGAGCACGAAUUGUCAGAACUAAGAAGAAACUAUGAAAUACUGGAGGUAUCAUACAAAACACAAACUAAAGAAAGAAACGAUUUAGCAAAAGAGCUGGCAACCAUACAACAAUCCCUCAACUUGUUGCAAAAAGAUAAAGAUUAUCUUAAUCGCCAGAACAUGGAGCUUAGUGUUCGCUGUGCACAUGAAGAAGAUCGUCUUGAAAGACUACAGAUUCAACUAGAAGAUGCCAAAAAAGCUAGGGAAGAAAUGUAUGAAAAAUAUGUGGCAUCCAGAGACCACUAUAAAGCAGAAUAUGAAAAGAGACUCCAUGACGAGUUGGAACAAAUAAGGCUGAAAACAAAUCAAGAAAUUGAGCAACUAAGAAGCACCUCAAAAGAGAUGUAUGAACGUGAAAACAGAAAUUUGAGAGAAGCAAGAGAUAAUGCUGUUGCUGAAAAAGAGAGAGCAGUUAUUGCUGAAAAGGAUUCUUUAAGAAAAUACGAUCAACUCUUAGAACAGUAUAGACAAAUGCAACUUGGCACAGAAAGCAAAGUAGCUGAACUUAUUCACCAAAGUAAGUUAAAGUCCUUUGAAACUGAACAUGUUCAACUCAUGCAACAAGAAACAGCUAAGAAUCUUUCACAGUGCCAAAUGGAAUGUGAGAAAUACCAGAGGAAGCUGGAGGUGCUUACGAAGGAAUUUUACAGUCUUCAGUCUUCUAGUGAAACCCGAAUUAUUGAGCUUCAAACACAGAAUUCUGAGUUUCAAGCAAGACUAGAUACUUACGAAAAACUUGAAAAAGAGCUUGAUGAGAUAAUACUGCAGACAGCAGAAAUGGAAGAUGAAGUUGAAGCUGAAAGGGUUCUCUUCUCAUAUGGAUAUGGUGCUAAUGUUCCUACAACGGCCAAAAGAAGACUAAAGCAAAGUGUUCACUUGGCAAGAAGAUUAUUGCAGCUAGAAAAGCAGAACUCGAUGCUUAUAAAAGAUCUGGAACAUCAGAAGGAACAAGUAACAGAGAUUUCACAAGAGCUUGACAGAGCAAAUUCUUUGUUGAACCAAGCACAACAGCCAUACAAAUACCUCAUUGAAACUGUCCAACAGAGAGAUUCUCAAAUAAGUCUACAGAAAGAGCAUAUUACACAACUUGAAAAAGAUGUCAGUCUUUUAAAUAAAGAAAAGACAGCUUUGCUGCGUGUCAAGAAUCAAAUGGCAGCAGAUUUGGAGAGACUUCUAAAUGACCGUGAGGAACUAGCCACAAUGAAGCAGAUUAUUAUUACUCUACAUGGCAAACACUAUGAACAAAAUCUACCUCAGUCUCAUAUUGAUGUAAAAAGGGCAACUGGAAGAAGAUCAAACCCUUUAGUAAAACUGCUGCCAGAACACGAAGAAGAAAAUAUAUUUACACCUAAGCCAACAUUAUUUACAAAUAAAGAGGCACCUGUAUGGUACAAAAAACUGCAGAAGAAAGCUUCACCAUAGUAUUUCUCAAAAUUUAUUCAAAAUAAUCCUUUGGGGACCUUUUCUUUAAAGAAAGUUAUUUUCACCAUAAUGAUACCCAUUUUACAUUAGGUUAAAGCCCAUUUUGGUUUUAAGUAUUUCUUUUUUUAACUGUUGAAUAAUCUUGUGUUUCAUAAAAUAAUUUUUCUAGAUCUGUCAUGUGAAUAAAAUGUUUGAAAAUGAUGCAUGCAUGCAAUAAUUUUACUAACAUUUAUUUGAAUUUUAAAAGAUAAAUAAACACUAGUGUAUUGUACACAUUAUAAUCCAGGCAGUUAAAGGAUGUGUUAUUCAGAGUGUUCCAAAAAAUGUAUGUUUCAGCCUUUUUAUAUUGUUUUUCCUGGUCCCCACGUUUCAUGUCACAUUCCUUGUAACUAUUCUGGCUAAUGGAAAUUUUCAAAAUCUACAUGCAUUAAUAUCAAAGUAUAUCGUACUUUCUAUGAAGGAAAUUCAUGUCAGCUGGGAAAAAAAUUCUUACUGGCCUUGAUUUGUAGUUUAUCACUUGAUGACAUUUAUAUAACCAAACAGGCAUUAAAAAUACUUUAAAGAAGCAAUAAAAUACAUCUUAAUUACCAACACUAAUACUUAAUGGGCUAGACAGUAGUGUAGUUGCAUCAAUGUAAUAAUAAAAAUAGAACCAUGAUGGGUGAGGACUGUAGUGUGUAAUGGGGAAAUGGGAAACAAACCAUAUUUAAUUGUAUGAAAAUAAGACCAAAGUCCAAGAACACAUUCUGCUUGUUUAUUCUACUCCACCAUCUAUUCUGACUAUACAAAAGUUCUCUAAUUUUUCAAAGCAUUCUUGACUGCAUAUGGUACGUUUCUAUGAUUAACGUAAAUAUAGAUCUUUUAAGUACUGCAUACUGAAAAUAUUGCUCAGAUUUCAUUUAAGAGAAGGUUCCUUUUUCUUAGCACCUUUUUCCUUGACAACAUCUCUUAAAUUGAUUAUUUUUUCUAACCUGAACAUAAACAAUAAUUACUUAUUAUAAAAUACUGAGCUAUAUCAAGCUUAUGAUUCCCAGAUACACUUUUUUUUUCAUUUUCCAAACAGUUGAAGCACAGUAAUAAUUCCUCUGUUCCAGGAAAGCUUCAGUUUCCUUUUUUUUUUCCUUUUUCAUGUUCUGAGAGCAAGGUAAAAAUGCUGGCAUUGCACAUCACGGGUUCAAAAUUAUCAUUCUGUGAGUGAGGGAGGCCAAGGCGUAGACAGAGGUGAUAAUCUUUCAUUAGACUAACUGCUGUUCACUGGGGAAAAAAAUCACACAAACUUUUGGGCUCAUAAAGCUUCAGUACAGUGAUUUCUGAGUGACUGGUUUCCUGAAGUCUGGGUUUUAUCUAACACAUAUUUUUAUGUGACUAGGAUCCUGAACUUCUAUCUCUUUUAGCUCCCAUAUGUAGAUACUAAUUUUGUAGAUUUUAAUAGAUAAUUUAUAUUAUUCAGUCCAUAACUGAACAUCCUAUACUAUUCUGUUUGUCUGUUAUCAAUGAAUAAUUAAUAAAUUGUAUUAGGUAGAAGGACUGUGAGCUAUUAAGCAAGAUACUAGUUGGAAUCUUAAGUAUUUACAAUUUGUUUUCCUAUGGUAUCUUUAUAGACAAAUUGGUGAGAUAAGACUGUAAAGUGGGUGACACACCCACCUGAACAAAACAUGAUCAACAUUGCCAUGUCCUGCUGGAAUAGUGUCAUCCCGUGGCAAGUUCACAGGCAAUACCAGAUUUGAGGGAAUAGUCUAUACAGUGGAAGGAAAAGUCUCAGUGGAUCUCAACAGGCUGGAAAUUGGGUCAACAAGAACUGUAUGAAGCUCAACUAAAGCAAUUGCAGUCCCACAUCCAGGAUGUAAUAACCCCAUAUGCCAAUACUGCUGCAAAGCAGCUUGACAGAAACAGACCUUAAGGUCCCAAUGGACAACAAAUGGAAUAUGAGUCAGUAAUGUGCCAGCCAACCACAUCCUGGAUGGUUAUUACCAACAGGAUAGCCAGCAGAUGCAGGGAAGGGAUCCUUCCCUUCUGUUUGGUACAUGGGAGGUCACAUCUGGAGCCUUGCAUCCAGUUUUGGGCUUGUUCAAGAAAGGCAUUGACAUAUUGCAGUGGGUACAGCAGAGUUACCAAGAUGGUCAUGGGCUGAAAGACCUGAUGUAGAAGGGGAGGUGGAAAGAAUUGGACUUGUAAAUUGUUAAUAUCAGAGGAACUUGUAGUCUCCAACUACCAAAUAGGAUGGUACGGAGACAAAAGAACCUGACUAUGAGCUCAGAGGUGCACAGCAGUAGUGCAAGAGACAAUGGACACCAGAUGGAGCACUGGAAAACUCAAUUAGCCAUUAUGAAAAAUGCUUUUACUGUAAGGAUGGUCAAGUACUGGAACAGGUUGCCUAGAGAGGUGAUGGAAUCUUCAUCCUUGGAGAUGUUCAGAACUCAACAGACUCCUGAGCAAACUGCUAUGAUUGGACCUGACUUUGAAAUGAACUAGAUGACUGAUUUUCAGAAUUCCAGUUAAAUUACACUGUGAUGUUAUUCCUAAAUAAUCUGAUUUCAGAUAUUGACAUUUAUUCACUUUGUACCAUCCAAAAGGCAAAAUUCUGUUUAAUUCUUCCAUGGAAAUGCGAUACACAGGAAUAUUUUUACUCUUAGAGAAUAACUGUGCAUUAUAGAUUUCUGUGUCCUCCAGGACUGAUUUUCUUAGAAGGCUGACAGAAAAUUGGGCUUUUUUUGUGGCGAAAUUUUAUUGAUAUUUAAACAGUUCUUCAGAUGACAAAGUUACUUAAUCUGUCAAAGGGUUGUGGUUUUUAGGGUUUUUUAUAAUUAACAAGGUCCAUCUUUAAAUGUGCAAAAAUAAAAGUAAUUUAUUAGAAUAUACUGAUAACACACAAUGCUGUUGGUAAAUUCUUGCAAUACAUAUGGUCCUUGUGUAAAUCUCCUCAAUAUGCUGGGGUUUUUUUUUAGUUGAAGACUGUAUUUUUCCUGAGAUUCUUCACUAGACUGCAAGGCUAUAAUUAAUUAUCUAGGAGGAGACCUUCUAAGCUUCUCAUGAGAAAGCCAGAAUGUCACUUAAAUAUAACUAUUCAAACGUGAGAUGCCUGACAUCAAAAAUUGAUGAAGCUUUUUGCUCUUCAUGUAAUGAAAAGGCUCAGUUGCAGUACCUGUACAACACUUUUACUGGUGUUCUUUCCCACAAACACAGCUGUCAAAUUAAUUAUUUCAAAAUUAUUCUUCAUGGUCUUUGCAGUCUCUAUUGUCACAGGUCUUGUGUCAAUGAUGUGUGAGUCAAAAAUAAUGAAGUAGAGAAAUUUUGAAGGGUAGUCAUGCAUUUAAGCAACUUGUGACUGAAGUGCCCAACCCACAUAAUCAUCUUCAGUUCCUCUUUUUCAAACCUAAGGGAGCAAAGCCAAAAAAAAUCUCUAUCUGCUAUUACAUUUCUUGGUACAUUAAGCAGGUGUUACUUAAGUGAUAAGUUUUGUAAAUACAUGGGUUGAACAGGAAAGAAAGAAAGACAGUGCUUUAGAACAGGUUAGGAUUUUAGGGGUUUUUUAACACUGUAAUUGCUUUCUCAACUUUCUGUCCCUUGUCUGAAGCCAAGAAGCUCUAGUGUAUCAAAGUAAUCUCUUGUUUGAGGAAAAAACUGAAAACACAAUUGCUUUUUUUAAUAAGGACCUAAACUUUUAAGGCUUACUGCUGAAUCCUGUGGUCAUAAUUCACUGGCACUGUAGUUUCUAAAUAUUUCCUGUACAAAGAAACAAUAUGUCUUUUUGAUUUGUAGUCUUCAUUCCCCUCAAGUCUUUCUGUACAAAACAGCAAUGAAACCUUUUAAAAGAGGAACAUCUGUGAAUUCAGAUAUCAAUUGAGAAUUUGUCAGUAUCACUGGGAUACAAUUUCCUACCUCUUACACAUUAGCUGUUAUUCUCUGUUUCAGUUACACUUUUUUGUGAUACCUAGUUCCAGCAAAAAAAGAGGAACACUUAACAUCUAUUAAACCUCUGACAUCUGCAAGAUGGUCAGACAGAGUUCUUUUACUCCUGGUAGGCAUUCAUUAACUUCCAUGUCUUUGAAAGAAGUGACUCAGAGAGCAUGACAUUGUGGAAACAAAUUACUACCUUUUGAAGAAGUAUUUAUGUUAUUAUGUGUAUGUGUCUCAAUCAAUUGUCAGUCUAUAGCACAUUUACAUGAAAACAGAUUUAUACACAGCAUUUGAGUCUGUAGCAUCCUGUCAUCCUUCAGGGUUGUUCUUAUUAAGGAGGUCUACCGAGGAAAGCUUUUCUCUCCCUGUUAACAUUACAUUUAAUAGAUCAAAUGCCAGACUUCUUACUGAGUCAAAGAAAUGUAUCCCUGGUAUUUUCUUAUACCAAAGAAUAUGAAGAAUCUAUAUUCAUUCUCGACCUUUGAAAAUGAAACAAGUAUCUCUAGAAGAUCAAGUUUUGCUUAGUGUCUUUGGGCAAUAUUAUCCCCUUCUUAAAUUCCUGGGAUUGACUGGGAACUCUUGACCUUUAAAACGCAUAGUUCUGCAGCUUAAUUAAGGCAGUUACACUUAGGGUAUUUCAGACUGAAGCUGGGCAGCAAUUGGCAGCAGCUGAGGGUGCCAACUCUUGGGGGGCAGCAUUGUGAGCAGAAAUGGACAGCAUUUGGGAAUUGUGGAAGAGUGAGUGGCAAGUACUGCAGAAGCUUCUAGCAGUAGAAGAAAUAGGUAUGACUCUUCAUAGAUGUUAGACCCUCUGCAGCUCUUUUAAGCCCUCUGCUGACAGCACAAGAACCACAAACUUUCUUCCAGAGUUCAUUUUGUGGAGUUCCCUGUGUUUCUUUCCUCGCUGAUAAGUUUUCCAUAUAAGUAAAUACCUGUGGUUUUUGUUUCUUGGUUUUUCUUUUUAGAGAGCAAAAGAGUUCUUUUUCUCAGGACAUUUGAACUAGGUUUAAAAAAAUCGUGUAUUUCAAUUAGCUUACCCUUUAAAGGAUGGAGGGGACAAAAACUGCCAGCAAAUUUCAUCCUCAUGAAAGGAGCAAAUGGCAGAAGUAUUAAAUGUAAGAAGUUAGGAUUGAUCAUGGAAAUAGCCUUUACUCAAAAACUUAACAUGUUUUCACAGACUAUGUGCCCUUUUUGAAGAUACUACAGAAAUAACCACAGUAAAAGAGAAUGCCGCUUUGACUGUAGCAAUAGAAUCAACUUUGUUUGACCAUGAAUAAUUGAAGUCUUUGUGUUAAUGCUCCUUUUAAGGGAGUAGUGGAUCAGUAAAUGUAACUUAAUUGCAGGAAAAGUCUUAUGGAUGGAAUUUAUGACUGUAUUUCAGUGCAAGUCUUUUCAUUUUUCCUUUUGGUUCAAUAGAAAAAGGAUUACUUAGAUUAUUCAGUGUUGCAGCUGAAACUGUUAGCAAUUCCCAGUGGUCCUGUUUUUCGUGAUUUUAGAGAUACAUAUUGUGGCAUGUAAGACUUGCUUUCUUACUCAGUUCUUUAAAAGAAUUCUUUCUUUGUGCAUUAUUGUUAGGUAAUGCUUGACUUCUGUGAGGGAAUUUACAUAUGCAGUGGGUUUUAAACAGGACUGUUACCUAAGUGCACUGGUCCUUUUUAGAAAAAAGAGUUGAAAAUAUUCCCACUGAGUUCUCUCUGAGACCUUGAGAGAGGGUUGAUUCUGUGCCCAAGCUUUCUCACGCUCCCCAUUGCUGGUACAGGGCUACAGAUACAGGAGACCUAUCACUCUGUUUCACAGGACUGUGGUUUCCAAGCAGUGUAAACACAGAUUCACACAUUGUCAUCUGCAGCUACAUGUAAGACAUUCACAAGAAAAAUAUUACUCAUCUCCUUCGUAGUACUGUGGGAAGUCUAAGCAAGGGGAAAAUGCAAUAUUUUCGUGCAGCCUAUUCUCUUGCCACCUUUUCCUUCCUGGUUAGCAUAUAAAUAACAUUUAGCAAGUCUUCAUUUUUGGACAUUUGAAUGGAAGCAGUUUGCAAGUCCUGCAAGGGGGACUAAGUCCUUUUUUUUCAUAUACUUCAUCAGACAUGUUCUGUGUUCAGGUACUGACCUGAUAGUUUCUAAAAGAGCAUUGGACACCACUUAUUUCACAUUAAUCUUUGUUUUACUAAUUUAUUAUUUAAAUACUAAGUCCCCAGAAUCGACUCAGUAUUUAUGAGUAACAGAGUACGUGCCUGAAAGUAACAACAAGCAAUAAAGGAACUAAUAUGUCAAUGACUUGAGUCUUACUGAAUUAGCACAUUCCUUGUCAUUUUGUGUCAUUUCUUUCAUUAUUGCAGUAAUUAACAUUGCAGAAUUGCAUUUGUGCCAUUCAUCAGGGAAUGGAGAACAAUAACAGUGUUUACCAGCAGCAGGAGGGAGCUUACCUUUCUUUCUCAACCCCAUGAAAUCUCUGCAGGCUAAGCCAGGGUGCCCUCCUACACAAUGGAGACUGUCUUAAACCUCCCUUAGGGAAACUUGAGUGAGCUGAUUAGAUCUCUUGUCCAAGAAAGCCAAAUACCCAAUCCUAUGAAAUAUAGCGGUUUUUCAUUCUGACGCACCAUUUCACAUCUGGGCAGGCUGAAACCUUUGUCAAAUAGAUUUACACCAUGAUAGUAAUUCUAAGAUAGCUGAGUGAUUUAAAAACAAGUACAGAAUAUUUUCAAUCCAUUAAACCAUGUGAAACUACAAAGAAACAAACUAUGUA